GUGUUCGACAGCACGGCGAAGGACUCUUUGCGGACCGAACGCCUAGCUGAACUCACACCGCGCGAUGUCGCAGCGAUCUCCAAAGCUUUUGCCAAGGCAGGAGUGCGCAACGUCGAGCUCAUGCAAGCCCUGUGCGAUCACAGCUGCGGCCUGCUCAGGGAUGGCAUUGACCAGAAAUGCUACAAGCGACCCAUGAAGUCCCUUGCCAGAGAUAUCUACGAAGAGGACUUCAGUGCUGUGGAUGGAAAAGUCGAUGCCUUCGACAUGGUGACUUUGUCAGAUAUGCUGAGCUCCCUUGCAGACCAGCAGUUUGUGCAUCCGCAGUUUCUGGAGUUGGCCGACGAGUACAUGCAGAAGGGCCUACAGCAGCCGGCGCAUGAGGUGACAAAGUUCCUGCGCUUCCCGCAGGUCUUCGCCCGAGCGCUGGUUGCCCGAGCUCGUGCUUACAUUGAUCCUGCAGGGCGGCAAGUUUUCAGAAGUGCGAUGCCGCACGUCGUGGAGACGCUGCCCGUCCUGGGGGCAAGAGACGUUGUUAGGCUGGUUGCG
Molecule: messenger RNA, 546 nt
Organism: Symbiodinium sp. CCMP2456
Lineage: Eukaryota; Dinophyceae; Suessiales; Symbiodiniaceae
Source: the annotation of a GenBank genome assembly